GCUUGAGUAGCAGUAGAUGCUUGUUUACUAGUAGUAAUAGUAGCUAGCCUGCUAGCUGGGCUAACAAGCUGCAUGGCGCAGUUUGUUGUCAUUUGAUUUAUAUUGUCUGUUGGUUGCAACAUUGUCUGCUAAAAAUAAGUAGGCCAAGGUCUAAAGGCAGCCGGCAUAGAGUAGCUAAUGUUCGGAAUAACCUUUGAAUGAGCAUGCUGUUAGCUACAGCAUGUCAGUUCUCUGAUCAUUUGUAACGUUAAAUUUACCUACUUUUGAGGGUAAAGUAAAGAUGCAUGCUUAAGCUGCUUUGUGUUGUAAUGUGUGCUUUCCUAAUGAAUAAUUGCAUUAGCUACGUCUUCACAGUUCCACAUUGACCGUAGCUAGUAGCCAGCAACAUGAAGGCCUUUUUGGGUUAGCUAACCUUCCUGCAGCUGGAGUGGAGAAUGGACUAGCUCGAAUUGUAAACAACAAGCCUUGUCCUAAUCUGGGAGAUUGUACGAUUGAAUCAAGAUGCCAUUAAAAUUUCCUCAACGGUUGCUGAAGAGCUCUCAAUAUAUGGAGCUGGACUCCGGGAGCUACCAGUAUUGGCCGAUCCUGCUGCCUCGCGGCAUCCGUCUGUACAACAUCGAGCAGGUCCCUCAGUUCCUGAAGGAAAAUCCCUACAUCACUGACGGAUACAGAGCUCACCUGCCAUCCAAGCUCUGUUUAAAAAGUAUUUUCAUCCUGUCCAAUGAGACUGUGAAUAUCUGGAGCCACCUGCUGGGUUUCAUGCUCUUCUUUUCUCUGGCGGUAAACGACUUGUCAACUGUGCUUCCUGCUUCUGGGGCAAACUGGGAGGACUAUGUCAUCUACACCAUAGGCCUGUGCUGCUUCCAGAUGUGUAUGCUGUGCUCCGUGGGCUACCACCUGUUCUCCUGCCACCGGUCGGAGCAGAUGUGCCGGCGCUGGCUGGCGCUGGACUAUGCAGGCAUCUCCGUGGGCAUCCUGGGCUGCUAUGUGCCCGGGGUCUUUUAUGCCUUCUACUGCAACGGGUUCUGGAGGCUGGUUUACCUGGUGACGGUUCUGGUGCUGAUUCUGGCAGUAUUCAGUGUCCAGAUCCACCCCCAUUACCUCUCCAGGGAGUGGCACCGCCUGCGAUCCGGCAUCUUCUGUUCCGUGGCAGGCUACGGCGUCUUCCCCGCCCUUCACUGGGUCUGGCUCAACGGAGGCCUCAGCACUGCCGUGGUCCAGCUGUUCCUGCCUCGUGUCAUGAUCAUGUACCUUAUCGCUGGCUCAGCCUUCAUCUUCUACAUCACCAAGGUUCCUGAGCGCUACUUCCCAGGUCAGCUGAACUACCUUGGUGCAAGUCACCAGGUGUGGCACGUGCUGGUGGUGCUCAUGUUCUACUGGUGGCACCAGACGGCCAUCAACAUCAUGCACUUCAGACUCAACCAGCCCUGCCAAGACUACUCCAGCAGGGACUAGCUGCUAGCUAGCAGAGGUUAGCAGAUUAGUCGUGUCCACACCACUUUUGGGCUAGCUGGCAGAGGUUAGCAUUAAAUAGUUAGCUUUACCCAGCUUGCUGGGUAGCAGCUAACUGCUAGUAGCUAGCUAGCUCAGGCUUGGACCAGGACACCCUCAACUUUACAGCACUUCCAACUAAAGUAAUGGCAGAACCAAAGGCCUUGCUAUUGGACCGGAGCAAGUCUGUUGGUCUGUCUGUAGAAACAUAAGCACCCUUGACAUUUACAAGUACACACACCCUUAGUCUCUGAACACCAGAUUAUUCUGUUCCUAUUCUGAGAAUUCUGUUCAUAUUCUCAGAUUAUUCUCUUCGUAAUCAAGCACUUAUUAAUUAGUGUGACCUGCGUCUGUUUUGCAUGAGGUCUGCAGUUUGAAUGUUUGUGAAAUGCUGUGAAAACAAUGUAUCUCUGCUGCCUUUUGCACAUUUGACCCAACAAGGUUAUGUGCAAUAUAUCGUCUUGGAAUUGAAAAAUAUACUUGAAAUGUAUAUUUUGUGAAUAGUUGGUUAUGUUUACGGGGUACUUAUCUUUUUGGGUAUUAUUGCGUUAUUAUUGAUGAGGAGGUACCUUCCAUAUUUAGUCGUCAGCUGACUUCCUCAGUACAUGAGUGUUGAUUCAGGGCACAUAUUUUUGUUAUUAUGAACAAAAUGGGAUUUAUGACUUGCCUUAAUCUUCUAGGUGAUUGACAAUGUGCUCUGCAGGCCCCCACCUGGGUAAACAAACUACUUGAUCGAUACAAACCUCUAAAGCAUGAUGUCGUCAUAUCACACAUGCCUGCCAGUAGCUACAAUCUAUUGUAUGAUGCGUUUGAUUUGAUAUUGUCUGUGUCAUCAGGCCAUACAGGGACAAUGGCAGUGAGUUUCUCCCAGACAAUGAUAAGAACCAUAUUACUUCCUGUCAAAACAUGAAACAAAACUGUACCUUAAAGCUAUGGGGAUUUAUUUAUAUUUAAAUGAACUGAGCUCAUCAUUUUUAUUUUCCUUAUGGCCUUCUGUUAUUAUUUGUUAGUAUUACUGUGGUAUUUUUAUUGGUCUUGUUUGCCUGUUUUGAAUUUGGUUGCGUUGAUUCUUUGUUUUAUUGUUUUCGCAUGACGGUUUGUAUAUGAAUGCUGACACUUAUGACUAAGGGGCAUAGAAUUAUUUCAAUGUAUCUGUAAAGUAUCAUCUGUUGAAAUAUUAUCAAUGAUUAAAGAAUGCCUAAAUGACA
Osmerus eperlanus (European smelt) is the source of this 2699-nucleotide messenger RNA. RefSeq names its product progestin and adipoQ receptor family member IIIb (gene paqr3b). Bases 502 to 1455 code for a protein of 317 amino acids. Lineage: Eukaryota; Metazoa; Chordata; Actinopteri; Osmeriformes; Osmeridae. The record is from RefSeq and is a predicted model, not a curated record. Gene Ontology annotation, molecular function: signaling receptor activity. Gene Ontology annotation, cellular component: membrane. The transcript is spliced from 6 exons.